Cryptosporidium ubiquitum is the source of this 984-nucleotide messenger RNA. RefSeq lists its product as uncharacterized. The record is from RefSeq and is a predicted model, not a curated record. Gene Ontology annotation, cellular component: membrane. The transcript has a single exon. Gene Ontology annotation, molecular function: peptide transmembrane transporter activity. Bases 1 to 984 code for a protein of 327 amino acids. Gene Ontology annotation, biological process: peptide transport. Lineage: Eukaryota; Apicomplexa; Conoidasida; Eucoccidiorida; Cryptosporidiidae.
AUGAUUAUAUUUCAUUCUCUGAGUAGAAGUUCCAGAACAAAGUUUCUUUUUUUUUUGAUAUCUAUUUUUGCUUGUUCAGUUUCACUACUAUACUUUGAAUAUUCUGGAAAUUCCCAACUUAAAAUAUUUGGAGACACCUUACAAUUGGCAGUUAAAAGCACAUCAAAUGUUCAUGCUUCAGAACUUUACAUGUCAUUUUUUGCUUUGGUUUCCUACAAGCUGAUAAUUGUAUUUUUAAAGUCGAUAUCUUCAUAUUUAUCUAAAAAGAGCAUUUUCUUUUGGAGACUGCAAAUAACUGAGCAUUUUUUAAAGAAUUGGGAGAAAAUUUACUUAAUUGAAGGGGCUUCUCAGAGAAUUCAGGAAGAUACUAUGAGAUACUGCAGACUUUUUGAGAAGUUGUUGAUUUUUGUUAUACAGGAUUUUUUCAAGCUUAUUAUUUACUUACCUUUAUUACUUGAAUUAGGCAAGCAUAUAACCAAAACAUGGCUGAUACCCAAUACAAAACAUAUAUUACUUAUUUUGAUUAUAGUCAACUCUAUAAUUGGAACUUCCAUUAUUAUUUUCCCAAGUAGAUACUUGUCUAGGCUCGUGUAUAAAAUUGAUAAAGAAGAAGCUUUAUUUAGAAAGAAUCUGGUUUUAUAUGAGCUCGAAGAAAAGGAUUUUUCUAAGUUUGAUUUUAUUGGGAAUUAUAGAGAUGUGGAUAAUACUCAUAAAAGAUACUACAAAAGGUUCUAUGUAAUUAAGGUCAUUCAGUUAAUAUACUUCCGUUUAUCAAUGAUUACUUAUUGGUUAUUUGCCCAUCCUUCAAUGAAACCUCCUUAUACUUUGGGUUUGCUUAAACAGACAAUGCAUGCAUUUGAUGAAGUUUCAUCGGUGUUUAAUUUUGCAGUUACACAUUUUAAGAGUUUAGUAGAGUUCAUCGCAGUUUAUUCGAGAUUAAAUUUAAUGGUUAAGCAAACUAUAAAGGAUAAAGAAUCAGAAUAA